This is a messenger RNA of Trypanosoma grayi, 381 nucleotides long. RefSeq lists its product as hypothetical. The coding region runs from base 1 to 381 and encodes 126 amino acids. NCBI's taxonomy places the organism in Eukaryota, Euglenozoa, Kinetoplastea, Trypanosomatida, Trypanosomatidae. The transcript has a single exon. The record is from RefSeq and is a predicted model, not a curated record.
AUGCUUCGCCGCAGCAGCGUCGCUCUGUUCCGCCGCACGCCCGUCCGUCGUAGCGGUGGCGAGUUGUUCGUGCGCCCCAGUCUCGACCAGAUCCCGCCGGCCGAAGAGUGCAAGGGCUUCUUUGGCCACCUGAAUGGCCCACUCAAGUUCCUGCGUCUCAUCGACAUCAAGUGGAUGAUGAACCGCGCCGUGGCGAUGCGGCGCGAGUACCUCAUCGCAACGCCCACACUCUACGCGUUUCUGUGGAUGUUCUCGUGGAAGGGCGCGUCAAUGUACUUCUGGGGCGACCGCGCCCCGCCGCGCCGCAUGGACUGGAACUCAGAGAAGACGGGAUACCUGCCGCCUGGCUUCAAGCCGACUGCCGUGGCGAAGAGCAUUUAG